Molecule: messenger RNA, 519 nt
Organism: Rotaria sp. Silwood1
Lineage: Eukaryota; Metazoa; Rotifera; Eurotatoria; Philodinida; Philodinidae
Source: the annotation of a GenBank genome assembly
AUGCCAAUCAUCAAGGAAAGUAAAGAAUGGUUUCAAGAAAUAAAUCAACGUUAUGUACCAGGGCAAUCGUUUGCACUUGAAAUCGAUCAAACCCUAUAUCAUAAACAAUCAAAAUAUCAGGAUGUGUUGGUCUUCAAGAGUACAGCCCAUGGCAAUGUACUUGUCUUAGAUAAUCGAAUUCAAUGUACGGAACGAGACGAAUUUGCCUAUCAGGAGAUGCUAGCAUUUCUUCCUUUACUUGCUCAUCCAAAUCCAAAACGAGUUCUAAUCAUCGGUGGAGGUGACGGUGGUGUUCUUCGUGAAGUUAUCAAACAUCCAAAAGUUGAAGAAGUCGUUCUGUGCGAAAUUGAUCAGGAUGUAAUUGAUGUCAGCAAGAAGUAUUUUCCAGAAAUGUUCAAAGGUUUUUUGUCGCCAAAAGCAACGAUUAAUAUUGGUGACGGAUUUGAAUAUCUCAAAAUUCAUAAAAAUGAAUUUGACGUAAUUAUUACAGAUUCAUCUGAUCCAGAAGGUACAUCAUGA